Messenger RNA from Quercus robur (English oak), 729 nucleotides. RefSeq lists its product as uncharacterized. NCBI's taxonomy places the organism in Eukaryota, Viridiplantae, Streptophyta, Magnoliopsida, Fagales, Fagaceae. The transcript has a single exon. Gene Ontology annotation, molecular function: nucleic acid binding; RNA-DNA hybrid ribonuclease activity. The coding region runs from base 1 to 729 and encodes 242 amino acids. The record is from RefSeq and is a predicted model, not a curated record.
AUGAACCUAGCUAAGCGACGAAUUAUUACUAAGAAUGUUUGCCCAAAUUGCACCAGAUUUCCAGAAUCGGUCGUACACGCCUUGUGGAACUAUGAUGCUGCUCAGGAUGUAUGGGCUGGGAUCAUAAAAAAAUUGCAGAAAUGCUCGCAUGGACAGGCUGAUAUGAUUAAGCUUAUGGAGUAUUUACUGGAUCGGCUUGCACUGGAGGAUGUGGAACUGUUCUUGGUCCAAGCUUGGAUCAUCUGGAACCAGCAAAAUAGAUUGCUGCAUAGGGGAAAAUUUCAUGAUCCAAACUGCCUGAAUAAGAGAGUUGCAAAUUUCCUAGAGGAGUAUCGGUGUACACAGGUUCAACUGGCUGCAAGUCCGGUUGUGCAGUCAAGCAGGGAUGUUUGGAAACCUCUUCCCCAAUCGGUUUUCAAGUUGAAUUUAGAUGCAGCCAUUUUCAUGGAGUCGGACAGGUCUGGGUUUGGCAUGAUUAUUCGAAACGAUAAGGGGGAAGUGAUGGCAGCCAUGUCUGCCAAAGGUCCAGCAGUGAGCAGCAGUGAUGAAGCUGAGAUGCUAGCCUGCAGAAAAGCAAUUGAAUUUGCAGCGGAUGCUGGGUUUUCAGAACUAGUCAUUGAAGGGGAUAAUGCUAAUGUUAUAAAAGCUAUUUCAUCUUCAAUAGCUAAUCUGUCAUUGAUAGGGAAUGUGAUAGAAGAUAUUCAUCAUUUGAUCCAUGGUCCGCACUAG